This is a messenger RNA of Phytomonas sp. Hart1, 1101 nucleotides long. Lineage: Eukaryota; Euglenozoa; Kinetoplastea; Trypanosomatida; Trypanosomatidae. The record is from the annotation of a GenBank genome assembly.
AUGUCAGCCAAAGAUCCGGUCACAUUUAUGGCGAUGUGGGGCUCGAUGAAGGACUAUAACCCUGAUCAGGGGUUCAGUUUUGAGGGCCCGGAGAAGCGUCUGGAGGUGAUUAUCCGAUUUCUUCCCGAAACCCACCCCGACGGUCUGUACAGCCUCGAGGAUGACGUGUGGGUUCAUGUGGUGGGCACCUUAAAUGCCCAAAUCGUCUCAAAGGAGAAGAACGCUCAUAUCAAAAGCUACGUUCUGACGGAGAGCUCACUCUUUGUGAUGAGCAAUCGCAUUAUCCUCAUCACGUGCGGGACUACGACCCUGCUGAACAGCAUCCCUGCGAUCCUCAAGGCCAUCAGCGCGGUCCGCGCGGAGCUGGAGUGGGCGUCCUUUAUGCACAAGAACUACUCCUUUCCGUGGGAGCAGCGCGGCCCGCACACCUCCCUCUCUGAUGAGAUCGCCACGCUGAAGGGUCACUUCCCCACAGGGAAGACCUACAUCCUCGGCCCGGUGGACAGCGACCACUACAUCUUCUUUUGUUACGACGACAUCAUCCGUCCGCAGAGCACCGAGGAUGACACACAGCUCAACAUGACCAUGUACGGCCUGGACAAGGCCCAGACCCGGCACUGGUUCAGCCCUUGCUUCCUCGCAACAGGGGUGGAGACCGCGGGGAUCCGCGCCGAGACGCGGCUGGACCGCCUCCUCGACGGGGACUGGACACUGCACGACCUGCAGUUCGAGCCCUGCGGCUACAGCGUGAAUGCCGUGCGCGGGGAGGAGUACCAGACAAUCCACAUCACCCCGGAGGACCACUGCUCCUUCGCCUCCUACGAGACGAACUGCCACGACGCGAACUACGCGGCGCGCAUCACCAAUGUGCUCAGCGUUUUUCGCCCACAGCGCUUCACCGUGCUCGUUUUUCUCGACCCCGAGAGCGCCGUCGGAAAGGCCUACCACCGCACCCACCCCAUCGGCGUCGAACCGGAGUACUUUACCGAGUACGAGAUUUCCAAUCGAACGGUGAAUGAGUUUGCACCGGGCUAUGUGGCGAUAAAAAUUAACUAUGUGAGGUCACCGGUCGUAGAGGAUGUAGUUAAGCCAAGCGUAUAA